AUGCGGAUCUCAGCAACCUGGCAGGCGAUUAGAGAGGUUUUUCCUGAUGCCGUGAUACGGGGAUGCGUCUUCCACUUUACACAGCGGAUAUACAGGAAGAUCACCACCGAGGGACUGAGUACCGCGUAUCAGCAACAUGGUGACAAGUUCGAGUUCUUUAGGAAGAUUAUGUCCCUUCCUUAUCUACUAGUUGAACAAAUUGAACCGGCAUUCAACAGGCUGAUGGAGGUUGCUGAAGGAGUCGGGGGUCCCGUGCUGCGGGUAUGUGAGAACAUUUCCCGUACAUGGAUCCACGGCAGUGUAUGGCGACCUCUCAAUUGGUGCGUGUUUAGAGAGGAGGUUCGCACGAACAACGACUUGGAAGGAUGGCAUAGACGCAUCAACGCACGAGCGUGUUCCGCAAACCUUGGUCUGUACAACUUGGCCAACCUUCUCAGAGAGGAAUUUGAGACAGUUGAUCUUCAGAUACGGCUGGUGAGCCAGCACCUUCUCACGAAGAUCAGACGGAAGAAAUAUGUUGCGAUACACGGCAGACUACAUCAAGCAUGGGAUGACUACGAAGAGGAGAAGCUGACAACCACUGAUCUACUGAGGAUCAUCAGCCAUAUCAAUGCCCUGGGACCAUCCACGGCGGUCCACCACAUGCUCGACGACGACGAGUUUUGA
This is a messenger RNA of Dreissena polymorpha, 666 nucleotides long. RefSeq lists its product as uncharacterized. The transcript is spliced from 4 exons. The record is from RefSeq and is a predicted model, not a curated record. Bases 1 to 666 code for a protein of 221 amino acids. Lineage: Eukaryota; Metazoa; Mollusca; Bivalvia; Myida; Dreissenidae.